Molecule: messenger RNA, 1818 nt
Organism: Vespa crabro (European hornet)
Lineage: Eukaryota; Metazoa; Arthropoda; Insecta; Hymenoptera; Vespidae
Gene: Hlc
Product: probable ATP-dependent RNA helicase DDX56
Exons: 5
Coding region: 92-1756 (554 amino acids)
Cellular component (GO): nucleolus
Molecular function (GO): RNA helicase activity; ATP binding; nucleic acid binding
Source: RefSeq, a predicted model, not a curated record
UACUUUAUCGUCUUGUGCAUAUUACGUAUGUCAACACGUGGUUAAACUGUAGUUUGAGUUUAAUAAGUUUGUUUUACAUUAUUUAUUUAUUAUGACUUCGACAGAAGUAGAUGUAGAUGAAGAAAAUGAGGAGAAGUUUAAAAAUUUUCAUGACUUUGGAUUAGAUGAUAGAAUUUUAAAGGCUAUUGCGAAAUUAGGUUGGUUAGAACCUACACUAAUACAGGAAAAAGCAAUACCAUUAUUAAUGAAUGGAAAAGAUGUUUUAAUCAGAGCUAGAACUGGUUCGGGUAAAACCGCUGCAUUUGCAAUUCCAUUGAUACAAAAAAUACUAUCUAAUAAACAAACUCAAACAAAACAAGAAAUUAAGAGUUUGAUCCUAACUCCAAGCAAAGAACUUUGUAAACAAAUCUAUGAAGUACUUGUGGAUCUAACCAUAAAAUGUAGCAGAGAUAUACGAUCUAUUGACAUUAGUCCACAGAUUAGUUUAGAUACUCAAAAAUCAUUAUUAGUAGAAAUGCCAGAUAUUGUUGUGUCUACACCUAGUAGAUUGUUGCAACAUUUCAAGGCAGGCAAUCUUUCAUUAAAACAUAGCUUAGAAACAUUGAUAAUUGAUGAAGCUGAUUUGGUUUUUUCAUUUGGUUAUGAAGAUGAAGUAAAACAGGUUUUGACUUAUCUACCAAGAAUUUAUCAAGCUGUAUUAGCGUCUGCAACUUUGUCCGAAGAUGUCUUAACAUUGAAAAAAUUAGUUUUACAUAAUCCAGCAAUUUUGAAAUUAGAAGAACCUCCAUUAGCUCCACCAACACAAUUGGCGCAUUACAGUCUAGCUGCAGAAGAGAAUGAUAAGGCUGCUAUUUUAUAUGCCUUAUUGAAAUUACAUUUAAUUAGGGGAAAAACUAUUAUUUUUGUAAAUACUGUUGAUCGAUGCUAUAAAUUAAAACUCUUUUUGGAACAAUUUGGAAUACCAACGUGCGUGCUUAAUUCCGAAUUACCUGCAGUUUCUCGAUACCGAGCUAUCACACAGUUCAAUUGCGGAACAUAUGACAUAAUAAUUGCAUCUGACGAGAAAGCUUUAGAUGAGGAACAUCUAAUAAAAGCUAAAAAAGGAAAAAGGAGAAAAGAUAAAGAAUCGGGUGUAGCUCGUGGCAUAGAUUUUCAAUUUGUAUCAAAUAUAAUCAAUUUUGAUUUUCCACUUGAUGUGAAUUCUUAUAUACACAGAGCAGGACGUACGGCACGAGGAAAGAAUCAGGGCACAGCUUUAAGUUUCAUAUCUAUAAGGGAAAGGCCUUUACUGGAAGAGGUAGAAGGAGAAUUGAAAGAAUGCUAUGCUCACGAUACUUUGUUUAAAACUUAUCAAUUUAAAUUAGAAGAAGUCGAAGGGUUUAGAUAUCGUGCGAAAGAUGCAUGGAAAGCUGUAACUAGAAUAGCCGUGCGCGAAGCUCGUUUGAAAGAAAUUAAACAGGAAAUAUUAAAUUGUGAAAAGUUAAAAAGUUAUUUCGAAGAUAAUCCGAAAGAUUUACAGUCGUUACGUCAAGACAAAGCUUUACAUACAGUAAAAUUACAACCUCAUUUGAAAGAUGUACCAGAAUAUAUAGUACCACCUACCUUGAAACGUUUAAUAGGAAUGGGAAAGAGGAAACGAAAAUUCGAUCGAGAAUUAGCGUCUUCGGGUGCUACCGCAACGAAAUCGAGACAUCAAGCACGUGCAUCAAAUCCUCUUAUCAAUUUAACAAUAAAGAAACGUAAAAAGUCAAAAUAAAUCUUGUAGGUUAUUGUUAAGAAAAGUUUGUAUAAAAUAAAAUUUACUGUUCCUAUUUUUAA